AUGGGCUCUUUCAAAGAUAGUAUUAGCAAGAUAAGGAAAUCAUGGAUGGGUCCAUCAACCGACUCUUCAGCAGCGAGUUCACCAGCACGGUCUCCUACAACCUCGCCUCCGCUGCAUGCUGGCACAUUUAGUUAUUAUGAUGAUGAACCAUUACCUCCUAUAUCGCUUCAUGGUUAUAUGCCGACAACAAAGAAUAGACUGCUGACGCCCGAGAUGUGUGAUGAAAUACGUAAUCUGAUGCCAACCAGAGUUCAACUAUAUACAGACUGGCAUCUACUUUACAGUUUGGAGCAAUUUGGAGCGUCUCUACAUUCUUUAUACGCAAACGUCAUGCCAAGCAGUAAGUUGACUAGACGUGUUGGCUAUGUCCUAGUGAUAAAAGAUCGUAAAGGAAGCAUUUUUGGAGCAUAUGCUAAUGAGCCGUUUCAUCCAACAGAUAGUAGACGCUACUACGGGAACGGUGAAUGUUUCUUGUGGAAAAUGGAGAAGGUACCCAAUGUUAUUUUAGGCGAUCAGAGCAGUACUCACGAAAAAACAAGACAUAAAUGGAGAUUCAAGGGAUACCCCUACACAGGCCUAAACGAGUUCGUCAUAUACUGCACCAGCGAAUUUCUUUCAAUGGGUGCUGGAGAUGGUCAUUACGGACUUUGGUGUGACGAUGGCCUUGUAAAUGGGGUUUCCGAUCCCAGUUUGACGUUCGGAAAUGAGGUUUUGAGUCGUGAAGGAAACAAAUUUCACAUAGUGGGCUUGGAAGUAUGGAGAGUAGGUUAG
Messenger RNA from Lachancea fermentati, 771 nucleotides. NCBI's taxonomy places the organism in Eukaryota, Fungi, Ascomycota, Saccharomycetes, Saccharomycetales, Saccharomycetaceae. The record is from the annotation of a GenBank genome assembly.